Messenger RNA from Nematolebias whitei (Rio pearlfish), 2006 nucleotides. RefSeq names its product protein tyrosine phosphatase 4A2b (gene ptp4a2b). Gene Ontology annotation, cellular component: nucleus. Gene Ontology annotation, molecular function: protein tyrosine phosphatase activity. Bases 407 to 931 code for a protein of 174 amino acids. The record is from RefSeq and is a predicted model, not a curated record. NCBI's taxonomy places the organism in Eukaryota, Metazoa, Chordata, Actinopteri, Cyprinodontiformes, Rivulidae. The transcript has 7 exons. Gene Ontology annotation, biological process: protein dephosphorylation.
CAAUUCAAGAUGCCACAUUGAAGAGGAACAAAAAGGCGAUCUGACAGCGCUGUCUGCACUUCCUCCACUUUCUCCGGGGUAGUCACGGGAUUUCAAUGUUCAGCCUGCUCUUUGGUUUCUGCGUUAACUUCAACCGUACCUAUAUGGCGUGUGUGACCGGAGAAUUCUGCCAGGCACAGCACCUCACCUCCGUGGAGAAGUGAAUCGGCCGCACCCUGAGGGACUACGCUACCCAGAAACCCCCUUGAUUGGCAGCACACAAAGAACUGCUAACUUUUUCCAAACGGCCCCGUGGGAUAUCGCGUAGUCCUUUGGCCUGACAGCUCUGCUCUGUCGCGACCAAUACGAAAAAACUUUAGCUUUCUACUUUCUUCUUGAACAAGCCAAUCACAAACAGCUCUCCUGAAUGGGCCGUCUUGCCAACAUGAACCGCCCCGCUGCAGUCGAGAUUGCCCACGGUUGCAUGAGGUUCCUCAUCACCCACAACCCCACCAACGCCACACUUAACAAAUUUACCGAGGAGUUGAAGAAGUUUGAGGUGGACACACUGGUGAGAGUUUGUGACGCCACCUACGAUAAGGCUCCGGUAGAAAAAGAGGGGAUUCAAGUAUAUGACUGGCCCUUCGAUGAUGGAGCCCCUCCUCCCACGCAGAUUGUGGAUGACUGGCUCAAGCUGCUCAACACCAAGUUCCGAGACCAUCCUGGCUGCUGCAUCGCUGUGCACUGUGUGGCAGGCCUGGGCCGAGCUCCAGUCCUGGUGGCCUUAGCCCUCAUCGAGGGAGGAAUGAAGUACGAGGAUGCCGUGCAGUUCAUAAGGCAGAAGAGACGUGGAGCCUUCAACUCCAAACAGCUUCUUUACCUCGAGAAAUACCGACCCAAAAUGCGUCUGCGGUUCAAAGAUACCAACGGCCACAACUGCUGUGUCCAAUAAGCUGCCCAUCAGUUUAAUGUGCAUCUAGUCUGGAAUCUUCCAACACAAGGUUAAAAAAAACAGAAUAAAAAGAAGAGUGCUAUUAGUAAUUAUUGUGAUUUCUAAACACUGAGUCAUGGUUAGUUGAUCAGAGCAAUCGGAUGAUCAAACGAAUGAAACUAAAUGUGGGGAUCCACCAGCCGAAACAACGGAAGGUCAAAGCACACAGAUGGGCCCGGUUCUACUGUUCAACCACGGGCCUGAAUUUUUCAACUCAAGUCCAUCCUGGUCCUUUUUAAAAAAAAAAAAAACAAUUUAUUUUUUUUUCAUACUGUUUUUGUUUCAGUUGUAAUCAUGGGAUAAUACCUUCCAUUAUGUGAAUUUUUACUUUUUACACAAAUGUGAUGAAAGCUAAACAUGUCAUGAUUCUGUUUCUUAUGUCCACUACUUAUUAAAACGAUCAGGCCUUUUUUAAAGAAAAAAAACAACAACUUUGAACACAUUGUGACUCUGUUUUUAUUUUUACCUUUUUUUUUUUUUUUUGCACAGAACGUGAAAGUUUCACCUGAAAAUGCAGUAACCUUUUUCCUUGUACUCUUCACUCGCUUUAAGUCACUUUGAAUUUAGGGGGUUCACGGAGUGUGAAUGUCGAUAUUUAUUCACCAGAAACCGUGUGGCAGGUUUCAUUUUGGCAGGAGACAUGGACACUUUGUUUUCCAGUAGUUUUUUUUUCUUCUUUUUAAUAGUUUAAACGCUUUUCUUUUGUUCCUUAAUUAAACCUUGGAGUGCAAUAAUCAGUCCACCUCAGAUACACUUAUCAAACCCUGCUGAACAUCUCACACACACACACACAUUUCAAACCCACAAAGAACUGGUGGUACUCUUGAUUUCAUUUCCUCUACAGAAUGAGAUGGGGAGUCUCAUCAAGAUUUCCCAGAAUAUGCACACUUAAACUCAUCCAAACAGAACCUGAGCUCCAAUGUGACGGGCAGGGCGGAGAAGAAUGAAAAUGGUCAGUUUUUUAUCAUUGUACCCAUUUUGAAAACAUCCCCAAUUCGUAUUGGUUCUUUAAAAAUAAAUACAUUGAAAUAAAAAA